AUGCACGGUUUUCUUACGUUGGUGCUUCUGUCCGCCCUCAUGGGUAUUGCUGCCUUCAUUGCUGGUAUUUUACCUUUGUCAAUCAAACUAUCGCCCUCGAGGAUCAGAUCGAUAUCUAUAUUUGGAAUGGGUAUUUUAAUUGGAACUGCGCUACUCAUCAUCAUCCCCGAAGGUGUUAACACUUUAUACUUGUCAACAAUUUCUGAUGAUUCUGACUCCAAUACAGCCGUAAAGGGAAACUCAUUUUAUGUUGGAAUCAUGCUUUUGUUUGGGUUCAUGUUGAUGUACUUGAUUGAUAAUUUUCAAUUGAUUUUGAAAUCACAUAAAUCUCCUCAAUAUGUUUCAGUGAACAAUGGUGAUUUUAAUAUUCAUGAUAUAAAUAUCGAUUUACACACUAAUGCUAUCCCAAUUGAAAGAACCACUGUUGAAUUUUCAGCUUCAUUUGUGAAAAAAUAUUUGAAUCCGAUAAUUUACAUAAAAUCCUUAUUGAGUUCCUCCACCACUUUGGGUUUAGUCAUACAUUCAAUAGCUGAUGGUAUAGCCCUUGGCUCAUCAAUUGCAACAACCAAUACAACUUUAGAAAUCAUUGUUUUCCUAGCUAUUAUGAUUCACAAGUUUCCUGCUGCUUUUGCGCUAACAUCUGUUUUAUUGAGAUCAGAUAUAUCAAAUUUCCAAAUUAAAAUCAAUCUAACGUGUUUUGCUAUCGCUGCUCCAUUUGGCGCCUUUUUAACUUACAUUACCAUAAUCUUCUUGGGUAAUAAUAAUCAAACUUCAAUCGCUUGGUGGACUGGUUUAUUACUAUUAUUUAGCGGCGGAACGUUUCUCUAUGUCGCUGUUCAUGUAAUGCAAGAAUUUACUUCCAAUAAUAACCAUGAUAUUCAUGAAACCAACCAUAAUAACAAUCCUUCAAAUGUUUCCAUAAGUAUUGCAGGUAUGUUAUUACCAAUGAUAGCUACACUUAUUAAAGAAUAA
Molecule: messenger RNA, 972 nt
Organism: Ascoidea rubescens DSM 1968
Lineage: Eukaryota; Fungi; Ascomycota; Saccharomycetes; Ascoideales; Ascoideaceae
Gene: ATX2
Product: Mn(2+) transporter ATX2
Exons: 4
Coding region: 1-972 (323 amino acids)
Biological process (GO): transmembrane transport; zinc ion transport
Cellular component (GO): membrane
Molecular function (GO): metal ion transmembrane transporter activity
Source: RefSeq, a predicted model, not a curated record